Messenger RNA from Drosophila miranda, 966 nucleotides. RefSeq names its product GPI ethanolamine phosphate transferase 1-like. NCBI's taxonomy places the organism in Eukaryota, Metazoa, Arthropoda, Insecta, Diptera, Drosophilidae. Bases 1 to 966 code for a protein of 321 amino acids. The transcript is spliced from 5 exons. Gene Ontology annotation, cellular component: endoplasmic reticulum membrane. Gene Ontology annotation, molecular function: mannose-ethanolamine phosphotransferase activity. Gene Ontology annotation, biological process: GPI anchor biosynthetic process. The record is from RefSeq and is a predicted model, not a curated record.
AUGUGUAUUGUUUACGCCUUGGUGGUCCAUGUACUGCUUCUGGGCUCGAUAUUUGUGAUAUACUUUCGAUCCCCCGUUAUCAAUGGCCUGAAGCCGCAUACACCAUUUAUUGGAUACGGACUGGAAGCCCCGGCGAAUCGUAUGGUUCUGAUUGUCACAGAUGGACUCCGCGCCGCUUCGUUUUUCGAAGACAAUUGCCGGCAUGUGCCGCAUCUGCGGGAGAUAUUCAUGCGCGAAGGCUUGGUUGGAAUAUCUCGCACGCUGUUGAAAUGCUGGAAGGAGAAUCCCAUUGACUUUGACACGGUGCUCAAUCGCUGUGGUCACAGCUAUUCCUGGGGAGCUCCAGAUAUUCUGAACAUAUUCCAAAAGCUGGCCGGCGAGAACGACCCCCGAAUGUACUUCGAUGCAUACUCUCAUGAUAUGGACUUCUCGGGAAAGCACAAAACCUACGAGCUGGACGAAUGGGUGUUCAGGCAAGUGCGGUUUCUCCUUAACCGAAAGAAGGAUGAGUUGCGCAAAUACCAACCGAAAACAGUCUACUUGCUGACCUCCGACCACGGCAUGACUGACUCAGGCUCGCAUGAAUCUGGCGCCCCACAUGAAACCGAAACACCCUUCAUGCUCUGGGGCGCAGGAGUUUCCCGUAUCGCUUCCACUGUGGGAGCCCGCAAAUUUGUGGCCAAUGAUGAGGGCCUCCAGUUACCGCUCCACGAGCUGGAGCAGGCACAACUGACACCACUGAUGUCCGUGCUGGUAGGCCUGCCUCCUCCAAUGAACAAUUUAGGGACACUGCCGACCGGCUACAUGGCUGUGAGUGAGGAGUACAAGGCCAUGGCUGCUCACAGCAAUGCUCUCCAGUUGCUAGCUCAAUACGAAAAGCUGCUGGAGCAGCACAGGCAAGGGUUCUUCGCUGACUUUCUGAACAAUUUCGAUCAGCUGUCGCCGGAGGAUGACUAUAUGUUCUAG